Messenger RNA from Anguilla anguilla (European eel), 2496 nucleotides. RefSeq names its product C1q-related factor (gene c1ql1l2). The transcript has 2 exons. The record is from RefSeq and is a predicted model, not a curated record. Lineage: Eukaryota; Metazoa; Chordata; Actinopteri; Anguilliformes; Anguillidae. The coding region runs from base 291 to 1070 and encodes 259 amino acids. Gene Ontology annotation, molecular function: protein binding.
CUUUACCCAUCAACUCUCUUUCCUUCUGCUGGCUUCCUCCUCCCACUCCCUGUCUCCCAUUCUGAGCGCGUGCGCGCGUGUGUGAGCAGCGAGUGUGUGUAUGUGGGUCUCUCUCCCUCCCUCACACACUCGGCGUCUCUCCUGGGAUCCUCGCGUCCCCUUCACCGGCAGCAGGCUCCCCCCACACAGCAGUCACCAUUUCCGCCCCCGGGAGACCCACGCUGGCAGCGCAGCCACUUCCCCGACUCAGCAUCGGGAGGAAGACCCUGGUGGCGGCCGCCGUUGGGGUCAUGCUCGUCCUGGUGCUGGUCGUCCUCAUCCCCGUGCUGGUGAGUUCAGUGGGUACCGAUGCCAGCCACUAUGAGAUGCUGGGUACCUGCCGCAUGGUGUGUGACCCCUACCUGAACAAGGGCACCACCACCAGCGCCAACAGCAUCCGGGCAGAGGCCGAGGCCUUGAGCGACCACAGCAUCGUGCCCCCGCCGUCCACCCUGCUGCAGGGACCCCAAGGGAAGCCAGGACGGCCGGGAAAACCCGGACCCCCGGGGCCUCCUGGGGAGCCUGGGCCUCCAGGGCCCGUGGGCCCUCCUGGAGAAAAGGGGGACACUGGAAGGACUGGGAUACUAGGCCUGGGGGGUGAUGGAGCUAUCAGCACGGCCACCUACACCACCAUCCCCCGGGUCGCUUUUUAUGCCGGGCUUAAGAACCCUCAUGAGGGUUACGAGAUUCUCAAGUUCGACGAUGUGGUCACCAACCUGGGCAACAACUACGAUGGCUCCUCUGGCAAGUUCAUCUGUAAUGUUCCGGGUACAUACUUCUUCAUUUACCAUGUGCUGAUGAGGGGUGGUGAUGGCACCAGCAUGUGGGCAGACCUCUGUAAGAAUGGCCAGGUUAGAGCCAGUGCCAUAGCUCAAGACGCUGACCAGAACUAUGACUACGCCAGCAACAGUGUUAUUCUGCACUUGGAUGCUGGUGAUGAGGUCUACAUCAAACUUGAUGGGGGCAAGGCCCAUGGAGGGAACAACAACAAGUACAGCACCUUUUCUGGGUUCAUCAUCUAUGCCGACUGAAGGGGAGUCAGGGAGGGUUUGAAGACCAGAGCACUUUUUCAGAUUCUGCCUCUCUUUCUCUCUCUCUCUCUCCAUCUGUCUCACUCUCUCAGCCUCUCUCUCUUUCUCCGCUCUGAAAAUGGACUCUUUCUUUCAUCCUGAGGGUGCAGAGAAAGCUCUGAGUGGCACCCACUCUACAUGCUGGUGUUUUGCCCAGUCAGAUAUGCUGAAAUUUUUGUUUUCAAACAACUUUGCCAGAUUGAAAAAAGCUGACCUUGUCUCCAUAGCAGAAAGGACACAGGCCUUCCAAUCCAGUCUCGACUAACUUCACAGAGAUCCCUGCCUUGCCGUUGUAUACCUCCUCUUAGCAUAUAACUAUUUUCCUUUGUCCAAAUAUGUAAAAUAACGAUGUGCAAAAAUCAUUGCAGCUAUUGCUUUGUGAACCCUAUCUGUAGUACCUUAUAAGAAUAGCUUGCCCCUGAGGGCCUAGGAAUGUUAUGAGAUUGAGGACUUGAUGAAAGCACAGCAUUAUCUUGCAGGAGACAAAUUUGAAGAUCUCAGCUCAAGGGGGGAUUCUUUCUUUGACUGGCUGUUAUGAAUUUCACAUAAAGCACAGUGCCACUUGGUGGUUGCAUAUUGUCAUGGUUGUUUUCUUUGCAAUGCCUGCUGUAAGCACAACUGGGCAGACUUGUGGUUGGAUGUUGUUAGUGCAGGACCUAUCUUACAGAAAAAAACAUGGUGGCCCACAUGUUCUGCACAAAAACAUUUCUCAUCAGCACCCCCUGCCUUCUGUUCCUGUUUGUCUGUUGUGUCCUGUUGAUGGACUACUGUAUGCAUUUUAUGGAAGACCCCAUGUAUAUUAGAUAUUCUAGUUUUGACCUAGCUGUCCUUAAGAUUAAGUCUUGCGAUAUUGUAAUUUGUCACUAGCUUCAAGGCAGCAAUGACACAAGAAAAAACAGAUGGCAUACUUGAUCUUUCGUCCAUUAUCAAAUGUCCAAAUCAUCUGUUUGAUGGUUGCCAUCCCCCUGGAAAAUCAUGAGCAUGUAUAGAACAAUAGGAUUUAGCCAAUUAUCUGAAGCUGUUUUGAAGCAUUUCACAUUGGUUUACCAGCUACAAACCCUCCUGCACUUAAGUUGAUCAUGUAGACAGACUGCACUUGAAAUGCUUGUGAAAGUUUAGGAACUACACUUGAAAGGCUUGUGAUUGUUCAAAUUGUGAGUAUGUGUAUGAAUGUGUCAUUACUAUAUGUUUUGUUACCCCAGAUAUACUUCAUAUCAAACAAUCAAAGACAUGUUCAUCAGCCAAUGAGAUUGCAGUGGGGAGGGGAGAGUCUCUGAAUGCAGAAAUAGAUUAAAACUGCUUGUAAAAUGAAAUGUGUUAUGUUUGUCAAUCUUUUUUUUUUUGGAAUUGUUGAAUAAAUUAUAAUAAUAAAUGGGAUUUUUGGAGU